AGAGCUUGCCCCGACCCUAAACUCUCUCUCUGCUGAUCUUGUAGUGAAGGUACCAUACGGGUUCACUUCGAAACUCCGUCCCGAACCACGAGGAAGAGCACAGUUAUGGCGGCAGCGAUCACCAGUGGCUCCCGUUUGAGUUCCUACUCUCCGUCGGCGUCACUGUCUUCGUCGUCUUCAGUCUUUAUCGGCCGAUUUCGCCGGCAACCUCUUCGACCGGUCUUUCGAGCCUCUAUUUCGUCGUCGUCCGUGCGAAUGGUUGGCACCGGUUUCCAUAUUGCUUGCCGGUCCUCAGCUCCUACUGCGUCGCCUAUUUUAUCUUCUCAUGAAAGUGGCGAAAAAACACGAUUGAAGGAUUUUAUUCAUAUUAGUGAUUUUGACAAUGAAACAAUAAUGAAAAUCCUUCAAAAUGCCACUGAAGUCAAAGCAAUGUUGAAGUCGGGAGAUCGAACAUUCCAACCAUUUAAAGGGAAGACCAUGGCAAUGAUUUUUUCGAAGCCAUCUAUGAGGACUCGUGUUUCAUUUGAGGCAGGGUUCUCUUUACUUGGUGGGCAUGCCAUAUACUUAGGGCCCGAUGAUAUACAAAUGGGAAAACGGGAGGAGACUCGUGAUGUUGCUCGAGUGCUUUCUCGUUAUAAUGACAUUAUUAUGGCACGUGUUUUUGCUCAUCAGGAUAUUCUAGACCUUGGAAAGUUUGCUUCAGUCCCUGUUGUGAAUGGUCUGACUGACUACAACCACCCUUGUCAGAUAAUGGCUGAUGCACUUACAAUAAUUGAGCAUAUUGGCCAACUGGAAGGUACAAAGAUCGUCUAUGUUGGGGACGGAAACAAUAUUGUGCAUUCGUGGUUAAUGUUAGCAUCUGUUGUCCCACUUCACUUUGUGUGCGCUUGUCCUAAAGGCUUUGAACCUGAUGAGAAGACUGUUGAGAAGGCAAGGAGUGCUGGUAUCAGCAAGAUCGUGAUAACUGAUAAUCCAAGGGAAGCGGUUGUGGGAGCUGACGUAGUCUAUUCUGACGUCUGGGCUAGCAUGGGUCAAAAGGAAGAGGCUGCUUUUAGAAGGCAAAAAUUCCAAGGAUUCCAGGUUGAUGAAGCCAUGAUGGAACUGGCGGGCCCUAAAGCCUAUUUCAUGCAUUGCCUCCCCGCUGAGAGAGCAGUCGAGGUUACAGAUGGUGUCAUGGAAGCUCCCAACUCCAUUGUUUUCACGCAGGCUGAAAAUCGGAUGCACGCUCAAAAUGCCAUUAUGCUGCACCUGUUUGGUUUUUAGAGUUUUUUUUUUCACAUCCACUGUUAUUCUUCAGUGGGUGCAAGUUAUGAGGUGUAGUUGUUUAGAGCUGGUUCAAACUUUAAAGUCAGGGGACUUGUAUCUUGUCAUCAUUUGUUUGUUCCAUGUUUUCUGGUGGUGGUCUCUGCUGUUGCUUGAUAAUUUGAGAAAAUAAUUUAAUAAUAAUAAGGUUUUGCUUA
Messenger RNA from Phalaenopsis equestris, 1460 nucleotides. RefSeq names its product ornithine carbamoyltransferase, chloroplastic. Lineage: Eukaryota; Viridiplantae; Streptophyta; Magnoliopsida; Asparagales; Orchidaceae. The transcript has 5 exons. The coding region runs from base 106 to 1263 and encodes 385 amino acids. Gene Ontology annotation, molecular function: amino acid binding; ornithine carbamoyltransferase activity. Gene Ontology annotation, cellular component: intracellular membrane-bounded organelle. The record is from RefSeq and is a predicted model, not a curated record. Gene Ontology annotation, biological process: L-citrulline biosynthetic process.